Messenger RNA from Cercopithifilaria johnstoni, 2700 nucleotides. Lineage: Eukaryota; Metazoa; Nematoda; Chromadorea; Rhabditida; Onchocercidae. The record is from the annotation of a GenBank genome assembly.
AUGACAGCGGCAAGUAAUGGUAGCGCAACGAAUACAACCGUGGUAGCAGCGCUUUCCCAUCAAGCGCAAUACUGUGGACCAUAUAAAAUUGAAAAAACACUUGGAAAAGGUCAAACGGGUCUUGUAAAGACGGGAACACAUUGUAUCACUGGUCGCAAAGUUGCUGUAAAAAUUGUUAAUAAAGAGAAACUUAGUGAAUCAGUUCUUCAAAAGGUGGAACGCGAAAUUGCAAUAAUGAAAUUAAUUGAACAUCCAAAUGUGCUUCAUCUUUAUGAUGUAUAUGAAAACAAGAAAUAUUUGUAUUUACUGCUAGAACAUGUUAGUGGUGGUGAAUUAUUUGAUUAUCUAGUCCGAAAAGGUCGCUUAAUGGCCAAAGAAGCACGGAAAUUUUUUCGGCAAAUUAUUUCGGCUCUGGAUUUCUGUCACGCUCACAAUAUAUGUCAUCGAGAUCUAAAGCCUGAAAAUUUGCUUUUGGAUGAUAGAAAUAAUAUUAAGGUUGCCGAUUUUGGGAUGGCAUCUUUGCAAGUUGAAGGUUCAAUGCUUGAAACAAGUUGUGGGUCUCCACAUUAUGCUUGUCCGGAAGUUAUACGGGGAGAAAAAUACGAUGGUCGAAAAGCUGAUGUUUGGUCCUGUGGUGUUAUUUUAUAUGCUUUAUUAGUUGGUGCUUUGCCUUUUGACGAUGAUAAUCUGCGUAACUUGCUAGAAAAAGUUAAGAAGGGCGUUUUCCAUAUCCCUCAUUUCGUUCCAGCUGAUUGCCAAAAUCUUCUCAGGACUAUGAUCGAAGUUGAUCCACAAAAACGGCUUUCCUUGAACGAAGUAUUCAAGCACCCAUGGGUUGCUGAUAGUUCGAAAGCUGAACUCGAACUUGAACUGCCGAUGGCGCAAGUUGUACAGACCUAUGUAAUUCCAAGUGAAGAAAAUAUUGAUUCGGAUGUUUUUCGACAUAUGACUAAUUUGGGAUGCUUCAAGGAUAAAGAAAAAUUGAUUCGAGAAUUGCUGUCUCCAAGACAUAACACGGAGAAAAUGGUUUAUUUCCUGUUGUUAGAUCGAAAAAGGCGCAGGCCUGCACAUGAAGAUGAAACCGAGGUUGUUCUCCGUGGUUCCAAUCUUACUUAUGAUCCACCACGGAAACGUACCGAUUCUUCGAGACCUUCUAGAUAUCCAUUUGGUUCAAUCAGUGAAGGAUCUCCGAUCAAUCCUCGGAAAACAUACGGGCGAUACAGCAGAGGUAGACAUUGCUCACUUGGUGGAUUACCAAAUGGUUCUGCACGCUCAUCACCACUUGAGUCGAUCAGCGGUAAUAUUGCUUCUCUAACGCCAUCUUCACGACAAAUCUGUAAUGCUGCUUCACAAGCUGAAGAACAUGGAAGGAUUUCGGCGCGUGUCAGUAAUUAUCACUAUUAUACUCAGCCAGUUGAUCCAGAGGCAUUAGCUGCUGCGGCAAGACGAGUGUGCAGUAGUAUCGAUGACAAGCAUCUCCAGAGGAAUCCUCGACGUUCACAUGCUGAUUCAAAUAUGAUGCCGGAAACAAGAAUGAGUUCAAGUUCGAGUAUAGGUUCUGCAAACACAUCCACAAACAGUUUAAGUAGCACAAUUAGUACAUCGAGACCAUGGCGACGGUUAUCGAAUAUCAAAAAUUCUCUAUUAGGAACACCACGAUUUCAUCGUAGGAAAUUGAGUAGUGGAAGUAGCGGAACUGGAGAGAGUGAUUCUGAAGAAAAUCAAAUGUUGGAAUCCUCCGAUCUGGUGAAAAAAUCAUGGUUUGGAUCGCUUGCAUCAAGCGUAAGUGUUGAACGAAAUGAUGUUCAAAUAAUACCGGCCCAUGGGAAGACAGUGAAUGCUAUUAAAGCCGAACUUAUACGUGCUUUUCUAACGAUUCAUGAACUUAGCCACUCUGUUGUUGGUCAAAAUUCAUUUCGUGUUGAGUACAAGCGUGGACCAACUGUUGGUGGUAGUGUUUUUUCGAGGGGUGUAAAAAUGCAGGUAGAUAUUGUCCAAGCAGCUCACAGAACAACGUCAAGUGAAGAAGCUCCAAUGUAUGUAGUUCAGUUUGCACUUCUUGCUGGUCCAGUGAGACGAUUCAGGAGACUUGUUGACCAUCUGACAGCUAUUUUGCAAGCAUCUCAACAAAGAUCUGAUAGAAGCAUAGCACUGAUGGUGCGUCCCAGGAGGCUUUCUGAUUCAAGUGUUAGUAGCGCCUGUUCUGAUUCAGAUUGUAAUACAACUACAACCAUUCCACACGUUAGAAGUCAGACUGCGGAAAGAGUUGAGACAAAUUCCACGCUCGAUACAUACACUUUGCGCUCAGCAGGUGAUAUACGACAUGCACAAUCAUCCAGCAAUGAUUUAACUUAUCAAAGAUCUCGAAGAAACCUCUUGGCAGCUUAUUUGAAGUCGCCGGUGCCGCGUAGGCGAAAUCCAUCAUUGAUACUGAAUGAAAGUGGAACCCAUGUGAUGACGGGAUCGAGAUCUACUGGUGAAAAAACACGCAAAGGAUCGUCCGGUGCAGAAGCUCCAACUGCAGGAGAGGAGUCAACUCGAAUUACGCUAGCAUGCAGUGCUUCUGCUGAUAAGCGUUCACCUUCAAGUGCGCGUAACAUCGAAAGCCGAUCUCAACUCGGUACAUCCAAACAGCCGCUGACACCAUCAUGUCGACAGCGAAGUUCCCAAAUUCCUAUUCUUAAGUCUGAUAACCUUUGA